This is a messenger RNA of Tripterygium wilfordii, 1607 nucleotides long. RefSeq names its product putative methylesterase 11, chloroplastic. Lineage: Eukaryota; Viridiplantae; Streptophyta; Magnoliopsida; Celastrales; Celastraceae. The transcript is spliced from 5 exons. The coding region runs from base 33 to 1334 and encodes 433 amino acids. Gene Ontology annotation, molecular function: methyl jasmonate esterase activity; methyl indole-3-acetate esterase activity. The record is from RefSeq and is a predicted model, not a curated record.
UCACACUCAAUAACAAUGGCUUCCCCUUAUAAAUGCCUGACCCUCCCAGCCGUCAUCCUAAAAAUCUUCACCUGAAUCUCGCUUCCUCUGUUUUCUCUCCAUUCGUUAUAAUCUAUAACGAAAAAAAUAUCGCAUAUACGGGCAUAUACCAUUCAUAUAGGGGAAAGUUUCUCGCUUUGUAUUUUAUUUUUCUCGCUCUGCAUGAAUCAACAAUGGGGAACUGCUUCGCAUCCGCAACAGUGAAGAAGAGAAGACCAGUGACGCGUCAGCAGAACCCACCUCCCUUAUCGAACGUUAGCAAUAACAGAUGGACUCGGAUCAGGUCCACACGCAAAGAGGACGCGUUAAUUCAGGAGCAGGCUCUGGCGGCUGCGAUCCUCUUCAGGCAGCACCAGCAGAAUGGGAACGUGCCGUUCAAUCGCUCUGCUUCGCUGCGGUACCCGAAUUCUGGGUCCAAGAAGACCCAGUUGCCGCGGAGCUCGAGUUCCAGGGCACGGUCGCUCACAGACCCUCUUUUGCAGCCUCACCAGCUCGUUAACCAGGAUAUAAAGCUUGAUGAUCUUGAGAGGAGUCAUUUCGUCCUUAUUCAUGGAGGAGGCUUUGGGGCUUGGUCCUGGUAUAAAACUAUAUCACUUCUGGAAGAAGUUGGUUAUAAAGUUACGGCCGUAGACUUAACAGGUUCUGGGAUCCAUUCAUUUGAUACCAAUGGCAUAACCAGUCUUGCUCAAUAUGUGAAGCCUCUUACUGAUUUUCUUGAAAAGCUUUCUGAUGGGGAGAAGGUGAUUUUGGUGGGGCAUGACUUUGGAGGAGCAUGUAUGUCAUUCGCGAUGGAGUUGUUUCCCUCCAAGAUUUCCAAGGCUGUAUAUGUUGCUGCAGCAAUGUUGGCAAAUGGGCAAAGUACUCUUGAUAUUUUCUCCCAGCAGGCAGGUUCGAACGAUCUUAUGCGCCAGGCUCAGAUAUUUUUGUACGGAAAUGGGAACAAUCAACCACCAACUGCUAUUGAUUUAGACAAGUCAAUGUUGAAGGAUUUGUUAUUCAACCAGAGCCCUGCUAAGGAUGUAGCAUUGGCGUCUGUGUCUAUGCGGCCAAUUCCCUUUGUUCCAGUUUUGGAGAAGCUCUCUUUAUCCGACGCAAAAUAUGGAUCUGUGAGUCGGUAUUACAUAGAAACUCCAGAAGAUAAUGCCAUACCCAUCACAUCACAGGAGAGCAUGAUCAACACAAACCCCCCGAAUCAAGUAUUCCGUUUAAAAGGUGCAGAUCACUCCCCGUUCUUCUCGAAGCCUCAAGCGCUACACAAGCUACUGGUAGAGAUAUCGAAGAUCCCCUCAACCUGAAGUAUUGUCUUAACAGAGAGAAUUUCCAAAAUGUCCCGUUGGAUCUUCUUCGCGGCUAUAUGCUUUCUUAAGCAAAUGUGACUCGCAUUAAUCUCUGCAGUUCUAUUAGAAGAAAGGAUCAUUAGUCAUCUUGUAACAUGUUCAUAACACCAAAAAUGGUCAAUAAUUCUUAACUCAGUACAUAACAUUUUAUAUCAGAAUGUGAAUUCUGUUGACUGAUAGUAAAAGUUCAGAAUUUGAAGAUAUAUUGAAGGAAAUGUUGUUGACUGCUCA